Molecule: messenger RNA, 432 nt
Organism: Haemonchus placei
Lineage: Eukaryota; Metazoa; Nematoda; Chromadorea; Rhabditida; Trichostrongylidae
Source: the annotation of a GenBank genome assembly
AUGAGUGGAGAAAAAUACGAGAUAAAACGCAUUCUGAAGGCGCGGAAGAUGGAAGGAAAAAACAAGAUGGAGUAUUUGGUAGAUUGGGAGCCAACAUGGGUUUACGAGCAGGACAUGGAUGCUGGCUUGCUUGACGACUACCACAUGACCGUCGAAGUGUUGGGUCCGUUGCACACUCCGGAAAAUUUGCAAAAAACCUGUAUCAAAGAGAUGGACUUGGUAAUCAAAAGGCAAUCUAAGCGUGACCAGCAAUCGAACGAUGAAGUUAUCCUUGAUCUCAUGCCUUACGAACAAGUGAAGAAGUUGUAUCCUGAAGAGCUUUUUGCUUAUAUGGAAAGUACGUUCAGCCUUCCAGAGGAAAUGUGCGCUGCUUUUGAGAAAGACGAUGGCGCUAAGAAGAAUUCACGUAAGAAGAAAAAGAUGGCCAAGUAA